AUGGUGAGGGAGACAUUUAAGCUUGGGGCGAAAGAGCUAAAGGAGAUGAUGGCAGCAGUUUAUUCCGAAAGCAGAGAUGGGCUGCUGAAGGAGAAACAUGUGGCGGAUGCGGUGGUGUUUUUGGCGUCGCAGGACUCGGCGUUCGUCACCGGCCAUAAUUUCGUGGUUGAUGGCGGAUUUGGCACCAAGUUACGGAAAUUGCUGAUGCAAGAGGAAGAAGAUGCCGUUACAAGAAAUCGUCAAAGAGCCCUGGUGAUGCAGGCAGCUUCCUCUCAUAUCUUGAGGAUCCAAGAGGAAGAAUCACAGUGGGGUGGUUCACAGCCCGGGCGCCAGUACAUCGCAAGAGAUCGAGAAGCUAUGGAUCGACGAUUGAAAGAUCUAUACUUCACUUCGCCGUGCAGGUUCCAGGGCGAUAUAUUUCGCAAAAGGUACAGAAUGCGACCUCAUGUGUUUGACCAAAUGAUGCAUGAUGUCGCCAACCACAAUCCGUACUUCGUGCAAACUGAUGAUGCCACCGGCAGAGUUGGUUUGUCUACCGAACAAAAGCUGACUUGUGCUAUGAGGAUGCUUGCUUACGGGCUUCCGGCUGACCUGUGUGAUGAGUUUCUAGACGUAGCUGAAUCUACAGCUUUGGAGAUCUUGUCGCACUUACUAGAGCAAUCUGGAAUGUGUACCACGAUCAUUACCUUCGUCGACCAACUCCGGCAGAUUUGCAGCGGUUGCUCAAUGUUGCUGAGAAAAGGGGGUUCCCCGGAAUGGUGGGAAGUCUCGAUUGUAUGCACUGGCAGUGGAAAAACUGCCCAUCCUCAUGGCAAGGGCACUUUACUGGUUAUAAGGGAAAACCCACAAUCAUUCUGGAGGCGGUCGCAUCAUACGAUGCUUGGAUUUGGCACGCCUAUUUCGGACUUCCAGGUUCCCUUAAUGAUAUUAAUGUACUUGGAAUGUCUCCAUUAUUCAACGAAAUAUGCACAGGAGUCAUACAGAAAAGACGUGGAGAGGGCUUUUGGCAUUCUCCAAGCUCGUUUUGCAAUAGUAAGAGGACCCGCCCGUGGAUGGGAUAGGGAGGAUCUAUCAUACAUCAUGAUGACCUGCAUUAUUUUGCACAACAUGAUUGUCGAUGAUGAGCGUGAAGAAGAUGAAGAGUCGCCUUUUGACCCCGAUGAUAUCCCCACCAGACCAAGGAAAGCACAAAUAUAUGAGAGGUAUGAGGAUGAUAAUGAGGUUGAGCGCAACCGUCCUGAACUUGAGGAGUUCAUGACCCGUUACCAGGGGGUUAGAUGCCCAAUUGUGCAUAGAGUCCUUCAAGGAGAUUUGGUUAAUCACCUCUGGAACAUGAAGUUGCAAGCAGAGCGGAACCGCAGAUGA
Rosa chinensis is the source of this 1365-nucleotide messenger RNA. RefSeq lists its product as uncharacterized. Bases 1 to 1365 code for a protein of 454 amino acids. The record is from RefSeq and is a predicted model, not a curated record. The transcript is spliced from 3 exons. NCBI's taxonomy places the organism in Eukaryota, Viridiplantae, Streptophyta, Magnoliopsida, Rosales, Rosaceae.